AUGGUUGACGCUAAACAAGUUCGCUUCAUCAUCGGAAUCAUCGGUACGAUCAUCUCGCCAACGUUUUGGAGGAUUUAUAAGAAGAAAUCUGUUGAAGAGUUUCAACCGUGGCCUUACGUUGCAGCGAUGAUGAACUGUAUGCUUUGGGUUUUCUAUGGACUCCCUGUUGUUCACAAGGAUAGUAUCCUUGUCACCACCAUUAAUGGUGUUGGCAUGGUCUUCGAAGCUCUCUACAUAUCUGUCUUCCUCAUCUACUGUGGUGGCAAGAAAAACAUCAGGAGGAAAGUUGGGUUAUAUCUGGUUGCUGAGGUUAUUUCUGUGGCUGCCAUUGUCUUGAUUACCCUGUUUGCUAUUCAAAACUCAUUUGCAAAACAGACUUUCGUUGGUGUGAUCUGUGAUAUCUUCAACAUUGGUAUGUAUGCAGCUCCUUCUCUUGCCAUAAAAAAGGUGAUAAGGACUAGGAGUGUAGAGUACAUGCCAUUUUGGCUCUCUUUCAUUGGUUUCAUUAAUGCUGCGAUUUGGACUGCUUACUCUUUGAUCUACAAGCUCGAUCUCUACGUCCUUAUUAGCAAUGGUCUAGGAACAACUUUGUGUGCGUCUCAGCUAAUUGUCUAUUUGAUGUACCGCAAUGCUACUCCAAAGGAUGACGGUAAAACGAAGCCAUCGGAGAUUGAAAUUCCUGGGACAGUCUGAGUUUGGAUCUCCUCUAUUAUAUACAUUGACAUACACGUUUGUGUGUAUGUAUUGCGGCUUUUAUCUUUUCAACUUUGUUUGGUUCUAGUAGUAUCGUAAUAACAUUACUUCUUUUUUUAAUUGUCUAGUUUCUGGUAUGAUUUUUAUCAAGUAUUGAUGUGUCAACAUUUAUC
Molecule: messenger RNA, 866 nt
Organism: Eruca vesicaria subsp. sativa (arugula)
Lineage: Eukaryota; Viridiplantae; Streptophyta; Magnoliopsida; Brassicales; Brassicaceae
Source: the annotation of a GenBank genome assembly